AUGCCGGAUCCCUAUCAGUGCUUCUUUUUUAUCAACCACCACCACCACCACUCCGCUUGGACCCCUCUCCGUCGUGCGUCCCACGGGCACACCAAACGCCGCGCUGAACUCAAGGCAUGUGCAUGCAGUAGAGCCCCGCACCAGCCACGUGCACCGCACUCCGCCCCCGAGCUCUCAGCUCGCUGUUGGCCGCCACCGUGGCUUGCGAGGAGAACGGUGCAGCGGGCCGGAUCCAACUCGCGUCUUGCUUCUGCUGGAGAUGCACGGGACCGCUGUCUCCUCCGCCGCUUGCGACGCGCCAGCGCGGCCCGCUCCGCGCCACACCGCCAACUUGAGAUGCACUCUCGGUCUUCGGGGUCAUUCUUCGCCAAAACACGGCCCCUCACCGGCGCUGAAUCGGCCAGCGCACUUGCUGUCUCGCGCGCGCGCUCUGACCUCCGAAGCUGGGCCACAAAUACACAAGGGCGCGCGGUUGCAGCCAGCCUGUGCUGCGAACUCGCUCAGCAAGCGGGCGUCGGGCUGCUCACGCGAGCCACUCAGCUCAUUCGCCCACGCCUCAAGGCUGGCGCCAAUGUCCUGCUUCUGGGCGGUCGUCCGCGUCAGAAGAGACGCGCGGGACCGGCGUCUUUCGGCGCUCUGCGCGAGAUCGGUCUUCCAACUCCCGAGAGAAACGGGCCGACGACUGGGCUUGCGCUGCCCGCUGUUGCGCCAGACUCGAAGCCGGCGGGCCGAGUUCUUGCGCGUCCGGCUUGGAGCCUCCAGGGCGGGAAGGGCGGAAUAUACCCUCGGUCUCCAGCGAGUUUCAAGCGGAACGACCGCGCGCUGGGGUCUGCGCGGCCUGGCCGGCCUUGUGUCGAGGCCCGGGCCGUUCGCGGCCGUCUCCCGUCCGUUCCCCACGAUAUCGCGCCUGCGAGUGGCGACUCUACGGGCGUACACUUCCACGGAGUUUCGGGCGAAACGACGCAGUCGUUGAAUUCGCCUCAAUUCAAAAUGCUAAUCGCGUGA
Molecule: messenger RNA, 1005 nt
Organism: Mycena indigotica
Lineage: Eukaryota; Fungi; Basidiomycota; Agaricomycetes; Agaricales; Mycenaceae
Exons: 4
Coding region: 1-1005 (334 amino acids)
Source: RefSeq, a predicted model, not a curated record